Messenger RNA from Thalassophryne amazonica, 409 nucleotides. RefSeq names its product late histone H2A.2.2-like. The transcript has a single exon. Lineage: Eukaryota; Metazoa; Chordata; Actinopteri; Batrachoidiformes; Batrachoididae. Bases 1 to 408 code for a protein of 135 amino acids. The record is from RefSeq and is a predicted model, not a curated record. Gene Ontology annotation, molecular function: structural constituent of chromatin; protein heterodimerization activity; DNA binding. Gene Ontology annotation, cellular component: nucleosome.
AUGUCUGGACACGGGAAGAGGGCCACAGUCAAAUCCCAGGCCAAAACGUCCCGUUCUGCAAGAGCAGGAUUAACGUUCCCAGUGGGCCGUGUCCACAGACUCCUCAAGAAGGGAAAUUACACCGAGCGAGUGGGUCCUGGUGCUUCUGUCUACCUCGCAGCUGUCCUGGAGUAUCUUUGUGCUGAACUCCUGGAGCUGGCUGGGAAUGCCAGCCGUGACAACAAGAAAUGCCGCAUUGCUCCUCGCCAUAUCCUACUGGCGGUGAAAAAUGACGAGGAGCUCAACAAGCUGCUGGCUGAGGUUACCUUCUCAGAGGGCGGUGUCAUACCGAACAUCCACGCCACACUUCUCCCUAAGAGGACCAAGCUGCCUAAAGAUGAUGGUGCCAAAGAGUCACAAGAAUUUUAAC